This is a messenger RNA of Chaetomium strumarium, 789 nucleotides long. RefSeq lists its product as uncharacterized. The coding region runs from base 184 to 654 and encodes 156 amino acids. Lineage: Eukaryota; Fungi; Ascomycota; Sordariomycetes; Sordariales; Chaetomiaceae. The transcript is spliced from 2 exons. The record is from RefSeq and is a predicted model, not a curated record.
CCCGUUCUGGUACCUAGGUGAAGAGCACGCAGAAUGUUCUAUCGCUUCAAACUUGAACCACCGCAGGCCGAAAGUUUAUCCAGGCCUUUGGAGAAUCAUGCACAACAACUUCAGGGUGUUCCUGCAAGACAGCAGUCUGUCCAAUCUCAUUGAGGUGUUUGUGAGCCGCCUUCCGCAUGAGCCAUGCUCACCCGGUGCCACCACAUAGCAUUCGAGCAUCUGCAUUGUCGGCACUUGGAACCGGAAGAUAAUGCAUUUUUUAAGACGUCCAGUUUCCAACCUUCUCUGCUCUCCUGGACCCUUUGCUUUGCGGGCAGUCUCGUUGCUUGCUGGACUGUCCCCAAGGAGGUUCUGCAACAAAAGGCCCUCCUACACAGUACAUAUAAGUGGCACCGGCUGGGCAGCCUGCUCGCCAGAAUUUCUGGUCCGACCAUUUCCAAGUCCUCCACCGCACUAGAAUAUCGCACCCCUCCUUUGCUUAGGAGAUCCGCCUCUCUUCAUAAACCGCCAAUUGCGGCAACUCACUUUCGCAUCCGAACAGGAACGCUCAAACAACAGCUGCCGUCGGGUUUGCCAUUUUGUGCACCACCAGCAGACCACCCAUCGAGGCAGCAGCUCCUUGUUGUGCGUGCUCCAUGCAAUUCGUUGCACUGAAGGAAACCACAGAGUUGCCCGAUUCUGCGUCUAACCUCCCCACCAUGAUUACCUGCACUCUUCCUUCGGUUUGGACAGCCCUGCUCCGUUUUAUCUCUUGAUUUAUUCUUGGAACGAUCGUUCGGUGCCAUCUGG